AGCGUGCAAGAAUGGAUGGGAGUUCAACACGAGCCAGUAUGAGACGACCAUCAUCAUGGACGUACGUAUAAUUGCUGUUACAAUGAGUGGAAACUUGUCUGUGAGGAUGGGGACGCGACCAACAUCAUGACGUCGGUCUAUUUCGGCGGCUUCAUGGCGGGCUCUUUUAUUUUCGGCGUCAUAUCCGAUUGGUGGGGGCGUAAAAAAUCGCUGAUGCUGGCAAUGGUGGUGUGGUUUCUAGGCGCCCUGGCCACGCCCUUCACAGGCGCCACCUGGCAUUACUACAUUGUGCGAUUUAUCACUGGAACGGGGCAGCUGGGUCGCUGGAUCCCUGCAUACGUUCUGGUGAAUGAGUUCGUAUCAGCCAAAUGGCGCACUGUGGCCGGGGUAUUCAUAGGAGUGUCUUUUUCGCUGGGAUAUAUGACUGUCGGCCUCGUUGCCAUGGCAAUACGAAAAUGGCGAGUACUGGCCUUCAUACCCAUCGUUCCGCUUUUCCUCAGCGUGUUCCUGGUGAUAUUCCUGUCCGAAUCCGUCCGAUGGCUCCUGUCCAAGGGCCGAGUGCAGGAAGCCGAGGAGGUCAUCAGAAAAGUGGCCAGGUGGAACAAGAAGACCCUGCCGGAGAAGAUCUUUGACGAGAAGGAGAUCGAAAGCUACAAGUCCUCUAAGGGACACGUGCCCUCAUUCACUGAUCUGUAUCGAACCCCCAACUUGUGUUUCAGGACCCUCAUAUUGCAGUUCAACUGGAUGACGAAUAGCAUGGUGUACUACGGCCUGGCCUUCAGCACGCAGUCGUUUGGCUUCGACCAGUACUGGACCUUCUUCCUCUUCGGAGCAAUCGAGAUCCCCAGCGUGAUCUACGCCACCAUCAGCGCGCGCUUCUUCGGCCGCAAGAUCAACAUGGUCGUCCUGGAGCUGAUAGGGGGCGCUGCCUGCGUAGCCACAAUUUUCAUAGAAGAUGCAGUUGCAAGAACGGUAGUAGCCAUGGUGGGUAAAUUCUGCAUAACGGCCACAUUCGACCUCGUCUACCUGUGGACAGGUGAGCUCUGCCCUACACCAGUCCGGACCGUUGCGAUUGGGCUGUGCUCCAUGACUGCCCGGGUGGGCAGCAUCGUUGCCCCGCUCAUCCUGAACUUGGCCAAGGACGAGAACAUCACCGACGACCUUCACCUGAUCGUCUUCGGCACAGUGGCGUUGAUAGCGGGCCUGCUACUCAUCCCACUGCCGGAAACCAAAGGCGAGAAGCUCCCGGAGACUAUGCGAGAUGGGGAGGAGUUUGGCAAGUUUAAAUUCAUGAAAAAAUGGGCAUGGGGUCGCAACCGCUAUCACGACACCGACUCGUUAGUUGAGGAGGUAGACAUGGAGGUGUAUCGGCGAGACGUCCUUAACCCUGCCUUUGUGCCUGACGCCGAUGACUACGCUUACACUGCCCGACCUCUCCCACCUUACGAGGAAGUGAACGACAAAGCCUGCCAAUGCCCGGAGAAACCAAGGCAGAAGAAGAAGAAAGCAAUGGAGGAGAAUGGCCUCAUGCCCGGGCCAGGGAUUUCACUGCCCGGUGUGGAAACCGUGCUUAUAGUUGGUGACAAACCAGGUGAAGAAGAGGGUGACAAUGGGGCUGACGAUAGUGCCAGCGGCAGUGGUGGUGAUGUUUUUGGUAUUAAUAUGGAGGAUGGUGCUGAGGUUAGAAGCAGUGGUGAUGUUACUUCUAGAUGUGAAAAUGGUGAAGAGAUUGGUGACAGUGGUGAAAAGGCUGGUGAUGGUGGGAAAGGGGCUUCUGAUCGUUGCAUUGAUGAUGGUGGUGAUGAUGCUAAUGACGAAGGUGAUCAAACUAAAAGAAGCCAAGAUCACUCAGACGGUGGCGAAAGGUGAACAAUAGUGGUGACAAGGGCAGUAGUUACAGUGCUGAGAAGGGUCAUGGUGCUGAUGAUGACAAGACUAGUGGCUCUGGUGGGGAUUCAAGCGACUCUGGAAGUGGGACCAGUGCAGAUUAGCAGUAGUGUAAUGUUGAAAGUUAUAAAAAUGUCCAUCUCCAAACUACAACGUUUUCCGCUUUAAUCUGAACAAUUUUUUUUUUCAAAUCGAAGGCAAUCAUGCCGUGAGGCUGGAUCCACCUUUUUAAAAAUUAUUCUUCAAAUCUUUUGUUCCUUUGGGCCGCCAGUGGUAAAACGGCGAGCUCUGACAUAUAAAGUGCCUGGAAAAGCAUACAGAGUGUGCGAUGAGAGUGGUGAGACGAGUUCAUAGGUUAGCAGCAGGAAAUUGACUUUAUAUGCAAAGUAAACAUGGUUUCGGUGAGUGACAUGUGCAUAAUAAUGCAAGUGGCUGGUACUCUAGAGGUGACUUGUUUUGGGCUCGGCAGUUAAGUAAAUUAGCCCAACUACCUACGUUAUCAUUGGCGGAAUGUCGCUCGGGUAAGCCUAUAUUGUCGUUUGACGGUCGGGGAUUAAGGGACUUGGUGAAAACUUCUUUCCUUCUUGAACUAACUGGUACGUAUGACUUAUAAGUCAUACGUACGAGAUAUAAGUCGUACGUGCGAUAUGUAACCCGUACGUAUGGGUUGUGAUUUAAAUGUCGUACGUACGACUUAAAAGUCAUACGUACCGGUACGAGUUAGCUCGAGGCGAAAGAAUGUUGUUUUUCAUAAUGUCCCUGUUACAGCUUCGUAGGGGUAGAUGCAUUUGAAUCGUAAAAACCAUAAGGUUUAAAGCUUUUCGUUUUGUUUUAGGAAAUAUGAUUAUGUGUUUCAUAACGCGUUCUAUUUUAAAAUUAAUUAGAUUAGAGUAGACGUUCAGUUUUUGUUUUUUCUUAAACUUUUUCCCCAAGAAAACAUGCUCCAAUUUUUGGACUAUCAUUCUGCUUCGUAUAAAAUGUGGAGAAGCAAUAAAUUAACUGGAUAAUGGUAACAUUUUAAUAUUUCAUUUAAAAUGUCACUGUUUUAUUUGUAGUUGAAAAAGGCUUCAAAAGUCAGAAAAUCAGCAAAAGAAGAGAGCAAUGAAAACUAACGAAAUAGCAAGGUACAAAAGUUUGGUUGAGUUAUCAGUUUGGGGUAAAGAACAGUUAAUACGCCACCUUUGUAAGGGAAUGUUAAUUUAGUAAUCCUCAACCGUUACAUAUCUGAUUCUCAUUGCAGUGCUGUAAUAGGUCACC
Acanthaster planci (crown-of-thorns starfish) is the source of this 3144-nucleotide messenger RNA. RefSeq names its product solute carrier family 22 member 13-like. Gene Ontology annotation, molecular function: transmembrane transporter activity. The record is from RefSeq and is a predicted model, not a curated record. Gene Ontology annotation, cellular component: membrane. Gene Ontology annotation, biological process: transmembrane transport. NCBI's taxonomy places the organism in Eukaryota, Metazoa, Echinodermata, Asteroidea, Valvatida, Acanthasteridae.